This is a messenger RNA of Phytophthora sojae, 1227 nucleotides long. RefSeq lists its product as hypothetical. NCBI's taxonomy places the organism in Eukaryota, Oomycota, Peronosporomycetes, Peronosporales, Peronosporaceae. The coding region runs from base 1 to 1227 and encodes 408 amino acids. The record is from RefSeq and is a predicted model, not a curated record. The transcript is spliced from 5 exons.
AUGGAGCUCGGUACUCCGUUCAACUCGACAGGAAUCAUCAAGAAUCGCGGCUACAUCUACGUAGACGAGAUCGACAUCCUUACGAUCGUCGGGUGCGAGUCCGAGGCACGAAACACGGCUCGACGCGUGCUGCGCUUCGAUACAGCCCCAGCACGUCGCCUCUUGGAGUUGGAGGACGGACCUCGUGAAGAAAGCGCUUCUGGCGCCACGAACCGUAGCCGAACUACAGCAACUCAACGGAUCGACCAGCUGGAAACUGGAUUGACGGAUUUAAGGCAAGAAUUUGCGGUAGCUCAUGAUAGUCUACGGGUUGAAGUCACCGCUGAAUUGACGAACCUGAACAGCAGUAUCGGUGCAGAAAUGACCGAGAUUAAAGGGCAUCUGUCGAAUCUGGUGCAAGCGCUGCACAACCCCCAAGCCGUAUCUGCCCAAGUCCAGCGGGCUGAGACUCCGGCGAUCGCUGACGUGAACAUGAUGACUCCGGCCGAGGCAGGAAGGACGUUUGCGUCCACACGUGGAGAUGGACGUCCACCAUUACGCAAGAUGGACGUCAGUCCGCCAACAUUUGAUGGAUUAAUUGACGGAAUCAAGCUCAACUCGUUUCUCUUUCAAUUCGAGUCCUACUUCCAGCAGAAGGGCUACCGUUUAGAUCGAGAUGAUCAUUGGCUUCCUGGAGAAUUGAACCAGUGCGUUCGGAAGAAUGCUGCGGUUUGGUACGAGCGCUACAUGACGGAUGAUACGACGAUCAAGUUGUGGAGCGUUAUGAAGGUUGCGAUGAUCCGAGGGUUUCGCGAGCCAAAUUUCCAGGCUAAAGUGCGCAACCAGCUGCUGCAAUUGAAGCAGACUGGAGCGUACCACGGCUACGUGAAUAAAUUUCGUGAACUACAACGAGUAGUGGGCCUUGAUGAACUGACGGCGAUCAACGUGUUCCCGAUUACUCUGACCGCUGCGGUACAAGAAGGAUUCCUCGAGUGCGAGCUGCAGGAAAAACCAGCAACGACCAGCCAGCGCGGCAAUGACCAUGUCGGCUUUGGGAAAAAGCAACAAGGAGUGAAACAAAAGCGGAACAACGAGAAAACUGAUCAGCGUGGUGUGAAAAGGCUCGACUUCAAGUGCGUCAUGGCCGCGAUGGACCUGGAUCACCAACUGUCGGACACGAGCCGUGCGAUGAAGGAAGCUGAGCCCGAGGUCUGGGCGGAGCUCCGCUCAGACUCUGGGCUUGAGUGA